This is a messenger RNA of Capsicum annuum, 1241 nucleotides long. RefSeq names its product serine/arginine-rich SC35-like splicing factor SCL28. Bases 218 to 1021 code for a protein of 267 amino acids. NCBI's taxonomy places the organism in Eukaryota, Viridiplantae, Streptophyta, Magnoliopsida, Solanales, Solanaceae. The record is from RefSeq and is a predicted model, not a curated record. Gene Ontology annotation, molecular function: RNA binding. The transcript has 7 exons.
UGCUCUUAUUUUUAUCUUUUCGAUUAAUUUUAAAACAAAAAAAGUUAAAAAAUUCCUAGCCUACUUUAAAAGAAAAGCUUUAAAGCCAAAACGUACGUGGUUUUGGUUCAUUUUGUUUUUCUAGGUCAUGUCAAUCCACCUCCAAUUCCAAAUUUAGGGCUGGGGUCUUCACUUCCAAGGAAAUCAAAAUAAGGUUUUAGAACUUGUCUUAGGGCAAAUGGGAAGGUACAGAAGCCGAAGUCGAAGCCGUAGCAGAAGUUACAGCCCCGUAAGACGUAAACGCUAUGACGAACCACGUUACCGCCGCGGCGGCCGUCGCUCUCCCGAACCUUCAGGUCUUCUUGUUCGUAAUAUUGCCCUUAGCUCCAGGCCGAACGAUCUUAGGGUCCCGUUUGAACGCUAUGGUCCCAUAAAAGAUGUUUAUCUGCCCAAGAAUUACCAUACUGGGGAACCACGAGGAUUUGGCUUUGUGAAGUUCCGUUAUGCCGAAGAUGCAGCUGAAGCAAAAGCACACUUAAACUGUACAGUUAUUGGUGGACGUGAAAUUAAGAUUGUUUUUGCAGAGGAGAAUCGGAAGACCCCUCAAGAAAUGCGCAAGGUUUUACGCACAAGUGGACCUAGUGCUCGAGGCAGCUACAGGAGACACAGCCCAUCAAGGUUCCCAAGUCGCAGAUAUCACUCUUACUCGCGCUCGGCUUCCCCAGCAAGACAUGACUCAAGGGACAGGGAUCGUGAGAAUCAUGAUGAUUACUACUCUCCAAGGAGAUCCAGGUCAAAGUCUCGGUCUAUUUCUCCAAGGGAUGAAAGAAAUUGCAGGUCGAAAGGAAGAUCUUCAAGGCAAUCAAGACGAAUGUCAAGGUCAAAUUCUCCACACAUUCAGAAAAAAGGCAGGUUCAGCAUGAGUCCAAGAGAUAAUAGUCAGAUUGCUCAUGAUGUGGAUUUCGCACCAAGGAGGCUCAAGAGUCCUGGAAGAAAUGCAGACAGCUCAGCCAGAUCUCGCUCUAGGUCCUACAGUCGUUGACGGUUUGCUCAUUGUUAUCACCAUAUGCUGAUCUUUUUUGGAGGUCUUGGGAAAAGUAUCUGCAAUAUUUUGGUCUAUAUGAUUGGGCACAUGCAAACUAUAGUAGUCUAUAGUUACAUCUGUUAUGUUUGUGUUUUGUUCUUUUGUUAUGUCACUCUAAAACUGAUGGUACAUUGUAAUAUAGCUGAGUUGUGGGUUAACAAUGGUUAUUUUCUGUUUC